Molecule: messenger RNA, 1422 nt
Organism: Lottia gigantea (owl limpet)
Lineage: Eukaryota; Metazoa; Mollusca; Gastropoda; Lottiidae
Exons: 10
Coding region: 1-1422 (473 amino acids)
Biological process (GO): transmembrane transport
Cellular component (GO): membrane
Molecular function (GO): transmembrane transporter activity
Source: RefSeq, a predicted model, not a curated record
AUGUCGCAUUUUCAUUCUGAAAAGCGAUACAGUGCAUUCGAUAUGAAGUUUGACGAAGUUCUUGAGAUAUUAGGACCGUUUGGUAAAUAUCAAAAAACCAGAUGUUUUCUACUCUGUUUGUUUGCCAUUGUAUCAGCAUGGCAUGCAUUAAAUAUGUUUGAUCUAGUAUGUGAUAGGAAAGCAUUGAAGAGUACGUCCAAGACCAUCUUUUUCUUUGGUCGACUAUGUGGUGCUGUGGCAUUUGGUCAGUUAUCAGACAGGUUUGGGAGACGACCUAUGUUUUUUAUUGGUACGGCGAUAUUGUUGAUAGCCGGUUCGGUUGCAGCGGCAUCUCAGAACAUUUACAUGUUUAUGCCAAUGUAUUUCCUUCAAGGUUUAGCUCAUACGGGAAUUUUCUUAGUCGCUUUCACUUUAUCCACGGAAUUGGUGGGGCCAAAGUAUAGAUUAUUGGUUGGUUUUAUGAUUCAAAUGUUUUAUUCUGUGGGUUAUAUUACACUAGCUGGUAUAGCCUAUUUAAUUGGUGAUUGGAGAUAUAUAGAACUAGCUAUAACAUUACCAGUUCUCUUAUUUAUAUCAUAUUGGUGGUUUUUACCGGAAUCUGUGCGUUGGUUAUUGACCCAGAAAAAGAAUGAAGAAGCUCAGAAAUAUUUGGAGAAAGCAGCUAAAACUAAUGGUGUUGUGCUACCCACAGAAUUUAUGGAAAGUUUACAGUCUGAAAAAAAUGAGGAACCUGACAGAAAAUAUACCUUUAUAGAUUUGGUUAGAACGUGGCCUAUGGCGAAAUUAUCUUUAAACGUUUGGUUGAAUUGGUUAGUGAACGCUCUAGUAUACUAUGGUUUAUCACUAAACACAGCAGAUUUAGCUGGUAGUCCGUAUCUAAACUUCUGUAUCUCUGGUGCUGUAGAAAUCCCAGCCUAUACAUUAUGUAUUAUAUUCUUGAAUAGAUUAGGACGUAAAAUACCAUUAGUAGUAACAAUGUGUAUAGGUGGAAUAGCAUGUAUAUUAUCUGGUACCAUUCCAAUAGACGAUAAUCCUGAUAUGGAAACUUUAUCUAUAGUUUUAGCUAUGAUAGGAAAAUUUUGUAUAACAGCCUCGUACGCCAUUAUAUAUUUAUUAGCUGCAGAAGUCUUUCCAACUGUUGUCAGAAAUAUCGGAAUGGGCGUGUCGUCUAUGUCAGCUCGUAUUGGGGGAAUAUUAGUGCCUACUAUGUUAGAAUUAAAGUCAGUAUGGGUACCUUUACCAUUGGUAGUGUUUGGAGGGCUAUCAAUUGGGGCUGGGUUACUAGCCUUAUUUUUACCUGAAACCACCGGUAGACCAUUACCACAAACUAUAGAAGAUGUUACGCAUCCGUCUAAUCCAAGAGAUAUAUUAAUAAAUGGUGAGGAUAUUGUCAAGAAAGAAUCCCAGGACACAAAGAUGUAA